AUGUCAUUACGAAAGGAAGACGUUUAUGAGACAGAAGAUUUGCCGGAAGAUGAUCAACAAAUGAUUGAAGAUGAGGUCGCUGAAUCGGAAGAAAUAGAGCGUAUACACAUCGACGUUGAUAACGCAAUGAAACGGUUCAAAGGUCGUCUAGUGAGUGCAGAAAACGUCGAUUUCUCGGAUUCUAUUGCACGUAGAAGACGUUGUGGAUAUGGUAGUGGUUCGUAUGUGCUUGAAGUCGUUGGGCCUUAUGCAGAUGAAGCAGAAACGCUGGAGCAAAAGUUUACUCGCUUAAAUUGUGAGAUAAACGAUUUAGCGGAAACGAUACAGGCGCAGAAAGUAUCAGACAGAUCAGAUUCAUGUGUAGUUAAUGAAGAAGAUUUGAUUGCUAUGCUGGAAACGUUGAAAGCUUUGCAAGUCAAUAGAGAUACAGUUACAACUCCCGUCCAAAGUGAAAAGAAAAAUAGCAAAUUGGAAGAUGCAACACUUUUCACCGAAAGUAACAUUGUAAACGGGCGUUUAGCAGUUUUGGAGAAUCGAAUCAACCGUCUGGAGCAGAUGAUUGAUGGUGUUAAUGGUAGUUGUGAUGAAUCCAUGAGAGUUUGCAAAAUUCCAAUUGCCGAAGCAGUUGAAGAUUUACGUAUGCGUGUACAGUUGUUACAUCCUGCUCAUGUUGAUGGUCUUCAUUCACGCAUCACGCAGCUUCUUUCUAAGUUACAACAAGUGGAGGAAAAAAAGAAAGAGAAAGGCGAUUCGGAGUUCGAGGAAAAAGUUGAUAAACUAUAUGAGAUGAUGAGUCGAUGGGAUGUAGCGUGCACUGGCUUAUCUUCCGCAGUCAAAAGGAUGUAUGAUUUAAGGAAACUUCAUGAACAAGCAGAACAGUUCAGUAAAAAAUUGAGUCAGUUGACGGCUAUCCGUUCACAGUUAGCCAAAACGAUGGAAAGAGAAGAAAUGAUGUUAUUUGAUUUCCGUCAACAAACGCACGCAGCUUUAGAGAAGCUUGGUGCGGAUAUCAUUAGACUGGAAGAACGAAUCAAUAAAUUAAAUUCCUAA
Messenger RNA from Acanthocheilonema viteae, 1050 nucleotides. Lineage: Eukaryota; Metazoa; Nematoda; Chromadorea; Rhabditida; Onchocercidae. The record is from the annotation of a GenBank genome assembly.